CUUUUUUGGCUUCCUAUGAGGGGAAAGGUGGGCUUGCAGUCGCCACUUGUGGUCCUGCACUCCUGCUCUGCCACAGCCCGCAGGAUAAGAAACAUGCUCCCCGUGCUCAUCGCUGGUGCCUCUGCGCCGCCGCGUCCCUUCUCCCCCUGGCGCCGGCGCGAGCUACCCAUCCGGCUGUCCUCGUCCAAACCUCCCCGUGCCCUGCAGAACCGCGAGGGCGGUAGUAGGCCCCUGGGGCGCGCCUGGCCGGCCGUCUCCGCUGCCCUCUUCGGCGCGGGGUUCCUCCUCGGGCCGCUCCUGGACGGCAUCCACUCCCGCGUCGGCCUCCAGGUGUACGGAAACGGCGCCCUCGACCUGGGCCCCCUCCACACUCACAUCCUGGUGCCGCCCCUGCUCGGAGCGUUCUACUGCACCGUGGGGCUGCUCCAGCUCUUCCUGGACGAGAGGGCGCCCCCGAGAUCCAAGGCCACCGGCAGCCCGCGCGACACGGCGACGUCGCUCAUAGUCCUCGCCCUGUUCAUCGAGCUGAGCGCGGAGAUGUACAGAGCGGGGGUGCCGAGCAACGUGGAGGCGUACGUGCUGUUCGCCGUGGCGGAGUUCGUGUGGCUCUUCCUCGACAGCUCCUGGCUCGGCUUCGCCCUGGCCUGCCUCGUCGGCGUCGCCUGCCCUCUCGCCGAGGUCCCGCUCGUCAGAUUGCUCGAGUGCUGGAGCUAUCCCAAUGCCGACGUCCAGCUGUUUGGCACCGGGCUGAUGAGCUGGACGACGACGUGCUACUUCGUGUACACGCCUUUCCUGGCGAAUCUGGCGAGAUUGCUCAAGUCGCGGCUAGCGGACGAUAAAACGGAGGGGAAGGAAGAAUGAAGCGGCUCGCCUAUGAGUUUCGGGGGAGCCCUCCUAUGGAGCCAGCGCAUGGUCAAACGGGUAGCGCAAGAAAAGCUGGCUCAAGAGCCAUUUGGGAUCGAUUCAGACUUUAGGGUCGGAUCAAGAUCGACUGAGCUGAGUAUUAUUGUCUUAUGUAGCUUAUCCGAAAACGAGCUGAUCUUGAGCCAAUGCUAUUUUUUUUUUGACGGGAGCCAAUGCUAUACUUUAGCCCC
Triticum urartu is the source of this 1094-nucleotide messenger RNA. Its product is annotated as insulin-induced protein. Lineage: Eukaryota; Viridiplantae; Streptophyta; Magnoliopsida; Poales; Poaceae. The record is from RefSeq and is a predicted model, not a curated record.